This is a messenger RNA of Amphimedon queenslandica, 726 nucleotides long. Its product is annotated as tyrosine-protein kinase SRK3-like. The transcript has a single exon. Gene Ontology annotation, biological process: protein phosphorylation. NCBI's taxonomy places the organism in Eukaryota, Metazoa, Porifera, Demospongiae, Haplosclerida, Niphatidae. The annotation marks the transcript as partial. The record is from RefSeq and is a predicted model, not a curated record. Gene Ontology annotation, molecular function: ATP binding; protein kinase activity.
AUAGCAACAGAUAUUACACAAAAAACAUUUAUCAAAGAGGCCAACAUAUUAGGAAAAUUCUAUAAUAAGAACAUCAUCAGUCUAUAUGGUGUUUGUAUUGAAGACACUCCAUUUUAUAUUGUAACAGAGCCAAUGCAUCAAAAUCUUAGAAAUUAUCUGAAUAGGCCUCCUACACAAGCUGAAGUAGUGAAGUUGGUGGACAUUGCUAUUCAAGUUACUGAUGGUAUGAUUUAUCUAGGAGAACAAGAUUACAUUCAUUGUGAUCUAAGAGCAGAGAAUAUACUAUUAGGAGACCAUAACACUGUCAAGAUAGCAAACUUUCAUCUUGCCCAACACCUCAAUGGCAAAAAAUACUGGAUUGUUGAGAAAGGAACUAGGGUAGCUAUAAGAUGGACAGCACCUGAAGCAUAUACUUUAAAGCGACUGAGUAUUAAAUCUGAUGUUUGGUCAUUUGGUAUAUUACUAUGGGAACUGGCUACCAAAGGAAAGGAACCGUAUCCUGGCAUGACUAAUGCACAAGUACUGGAAUCAGUAUCAAAAGGUUAUCAUAUGCCUAUACCCCGAAAUUGUCCUGAACCAUUUGAACUACUUAUGAUGAACUGCUGGAAACAGAAUGAAGAUCAAAGGCCAACCUUUAUACAUAUCUUUAAUAUACUUUACUUACCAAAUAAAUAGACUAUGCAAUCAUAUUUACUAAUUUUCUUAAUGCACAGAGUUUGAUUUGUA